Molecule: messenger RNA, 868 nt
Organism: Psylliodes chrysocephalus
Lineage: Eukaryota; Metazoa; Arthropoda; Insecta; Coleoptera; Chrysomelidae
Source: the annotation of a GenBank genome assembly
ACAACAAUGACAACUGACAAUAAAUAACAAAUACAAAUAAACAUAACCUAAAAUUAAAAUUUCUAAAAUUUAAAUUUUAUUGUAGUUUAGAGGUUUAAAGUAAAGUAUUUUUAAAAAUGAGUUUGCCUACUGAUUUUGGGCCUGAUUCUGGAGGUAGAAUGAAAGGUAUAUGCAUAGUGAAACCUAUUGUGUAUGGUAAUAUAGCAAGAUAUUUCGGCAAAAAACGAGAAGAGGACGGUCAUACUCAUCAAUGGACUGUAUACGUAAAACCUUACAAUAAUGAAGAUAUGUCAACUUAUGUUAAAAAAGUUCAAUUUAAAUUACACGAAAGUUAUGCUAACCAAAAUAGAAUUGUUGUUAAGCCGCCUUAUGAACUGAGUGAGACAGGUUGGGGAGAAUUCGAAAUUGUCGUUAAAAUAUAUUUUCAUGAUCCAAAUGAAAGACCAGUAACAAUGUAUCAUAUAUUGAAAUUAUUUCAUUCUGGAAGUACUCAGGAUAUUGGUAUUGAACAAAGUAAAGGCCUAGUGUCUGAAAAUUAUGACGAAAUUAUUUUUCAAGAUCCUACACAGCUUAUGCAUCAUUUAUUGACGAAUACAAAGCAGUUGACAUUAGGAAGGUGGGAGCAUAAUACAAACUUUGAAGAUAAGAAAGAAAAGACAAGAAAAAACAUUUUGGAAGCUAAAGAGAAAAUAAGGACUGAAAUUGCAAAUUUGAAAAACAAAUUGAAACUAGCAAAGGAGACGAUAUCUUCAUUCAAAGAAGAAAUUGCAAAGUCUCAGGAAAAUCAAUUUCUGUUGUAGAUGUAGGUUUUUUAAUGAAUUGUAUGUAUAGAUUUUUUAUUUUUUAAUAAAAAUUAAUUUGGUUUACA